AUGUCUCCUCAACUCCCUUCAUUUGCUAGCCAAUCAAAGCCUACAGAGCGCGCCGAGACAUUGAAGUCGGUAGGCCGGUUGCGUUCGGCGUGUGACUCUUGUCAUCAAGCUAAGAUCAGAUGUUCGGGAGGAAACCCUUGUUUAACUUGCUUGGUCUCUCAAGCCAAGUGCAGCUAUAGCCCGGGGAAUCGUCUCGGCAGACCAAAAGGGAGCAAGAACAAGCGGGUCGCGGUAGAAAAGAAUAAGGACAAGCGAGACGAAACAGCUGAAAGCAAGCAUACCAACGGCGCGGUUGAUCGUCGAGGCUCAGAACCCAGUGCACGGGGAGAGGCACAGCAGCAUUCGGGUUUUAUGCCGGCGGAAUUUGAUUUAGAGCAUGGAUUUCACGCCGGCAUAACCGAAGACCUCCUCAAUUCGAAUUUUGCAUCCUUCAUCGACACAAUCGGAGAGUCACACGCGCACACAAGUCUAGAAGGGGAUUUGAGUGCAACGUUUCCACGUCCUAGCAAUGCUAGAGAUCAAUCGCCAUAUCAAAGCCUGGCUUUCGGGACUCCAAGUUCCGCAUACGACAGUGAAUAUACCACCGCAACCAUCAACUCAUACGCGGAAGAGACAGAACUGCACACUCCCAGGAGUACGGUAUCCCUAGAUGACAAACAUGAAUACUUAGGUAUAGGUUCAUUUGUACCUCAGAAGCCGACUCACUGUCCAUGUCUACAGCAGCAGGUGCAACUAGUCUACCAACUUGGGGAUAUACAAUGCUCAAAUGCCGGCACCCCUACUGUUGACUCGGUCCUUCGCGGAGUCCAACUAGCUCAAGUCCCCUGGAAAGAUAUGAUGGAAUGUAGAUGGUGUCAGAGAAAAGAGGACCAAAAAGAAGGGUUUCUCCUAUUUGCGACAAGUAUUCGUAUACUCCUUUCAUUGUUUCAAAAACUCAAUUCAACAUCUCACAAGAACGAUAUUGUAUCCGAAACCACAAUGAACCAGGCUUUUCCUUUUGCCCUUGACGUGGAAGUCUCAGUAGGUAAUUUCAAGUUAAUUGGUGGGGCAAAGGAAGAAGUCAUUGGAGUAGUGGUUCGAAGAGCAUUGCAGAGCGUUACGACCGCUCUUCUCUAUCUGUGGGAACGCGUAGAUAGACCGAGACUAUCUCCAAGUGCUGAUCAAAGGGGCGGGGGCGGCACGGAUGCUACCCCCGGGUCAUCGGAUUCACAAGAACGGCGAAGGAGCGAUUUCCCGCCAAACUUCGGUACACAGGACAUAGGAGCUCUUCUUACUAGCCUCUAUUCUAUCAUGCAAGCUAUAAAACGGGAUUUAUGAAAUUGUACGUAUAGAUAUUGACCAGGCCUGUAAUAUUCACAUAAACUAUAGCUUAUUCGAAGUAUUUGAAUAAUAA
Molecule: messenger RNA, 1393 nt
Organism: Annulohypoxylon maeteangense
Lineage: Eukaryota; Fungi; Ascomycota; Sordariomycetes; Xylariales; Hypoxylaceae
Exons: 2
Coding region: 1-1317 (438 amino acids)
Biological process (GO): positive regulation of transcription by RNA polymerase II
Cellular component (GO): nucleus
Molecular function (GO): zinc ion binding; sequence-specific DNA binding; DNA-binding transcription factor activity, RNA polymerase II-specific
Source: RefSeq, a predicted model, not a curated record